AUGUUAAGAUUUUUGCAUUCUAUGCCAUCAGCCUGCCACCUAAACUUACGCUGUUUCCAUCUUACAUGCGCAACGUUCAUAAAGAGAACCAAACUUCCUCCACGACCUAAGUGGACUCCUGAACUUGAGAAUGAGGUUCAAGAGAAGUUUCUGCAUGGUGGCAGUGGUGCUGGAGGCCAGAAAAUCAAUAAAUGUAACAGUAAGGUACAGUUACAACACAUUCCAAGCGGGCUGAUAGUGGAAUGCCAAGAGACCCGGAGCCGGGAACAAAACAGACAUAUUGCCAGAAAGAAGCUUGCACAUAAGAUUGCGAUUUGGAAGAAUGGUGGAAACCCUAUUGAGAGGGAUGUAGCCCUAGUGGAACUUGCUCGGAAGUCUAAGCAGGCAAAGACGCGAAAGAGCAGAGGUAAACAUAGGCAGAUUCAGGAGAACAUAUUGGCAGAAAAGCGGAAGCAGGACGAGGAAGAUAAAAAGUUGAUAAAGCAGCUAUUAUCAGGUGAAUCGGGCGACACUGGUGCUCAUAAUUCGUCGCUAUAA
Molecule: messenger RNA, 537 nt
Organism: Eremothecium sinecaudum
Lineage: Eukaryota; Fungi; Ascomycota; Saccharomycetes; Saccharomycetales; Saccharomycetaceae
Gene: RSO55
Product: Rso55p
Exons: 1
Coding region: 1-537 (178 amino acids)
Biological process (GO): translational termination
Cellular component (GO): mitochondrion
Molecular function (GO): translation release factor activity
Source: RefSeq, a predicted model, not a curated record